Aegilops tauschii subsp. strangulata is the source of this 606-nucleotide messenger RNA. Lineage: Eukaryota; Viridiplantae; Streptophyta; Magnoliopsida; Poales; Poaceae. The record is from RefSeq and is a predicted model, not a curated record.
AUGGCCCCGCAGGCGGGAGGGAGCAAGGGCGCGAGCGGGCGGAGGGAUCCGAAGGUAUCGGCGGGCAACUUCGCCGCCUUGUCCUCGCCGGGGGAGCUCACGGGGGCGGGAGCCCGGGAGGGGGACGCAGCGGAUCCGUUGUCGCUGUCUUCAGAGUCGGCGUCGGGGCGGAGGAGCGGGGACGCGGUGGGCGCGCCGGCACACGGCGGCUGCGAGAUGGGGCUCUGCGCGGCGCAGAGCACCGGCGCCGGUGCUGGCGUGCUGCUUGUUGCGCCCACUGGAGAGCACCUCAAGUAUGUCGUACAAAUGCGCUUUCCCUGGGAGAUGUCAACUAACAACAUCGCCGAGUACGAGGGUUUGCUUGCCGAUCUCGGGAACGCGGCAGACCUCGGGGUCAGAAAGCUCAUCGUUAGGGGCGAUUCGCAGCUCGUCGUCAGGCAGAUCAACAAAGAUUACCAAAGUCCGUUGAUGGAGGCUUACGUGGAUGAAGUGAGGAAACUGGAGGAGCGCUUUGACUGUAUCCAAGCAGAACAUGUCCCUAGGGCGGAGAACGACAUUGCUGACUACCUGUCAAAGCGUCACUACAAGAGAAUUGAGAUACUGUGA